CCUUAAAUUAUUGAUUAUUGACUUUGUAAACUUCAGGAUUAAACCAUUGCAAGAGUACUUAAACAACAACCAAAAUUAAGCUAACCAAAUCAAAGAUUGUUGUAAUACUGAUCAAAGCAAAAACUUCCAGCAUGGAUGUUAAUUACGUAAAACAAGCUUUGAUAUUGAAGGAAGCCAAACAAGCAUAUAAGAAAUUACUUGCUUCUGACGAGGAUCCGAUGAAAAGUUUGUGCAUGAUUGACAUUAUCCAAAGGCUUGGCAUUGAACAUCACUUUGCUGAGGAGAUUGAAGCAGCCCUUCAAAAUCAACAUAAAAUGUUCAGCAGAAAUGCCAUUGAUUUUGUCCAUAGCCAUGAACUCCAUGAAGUUGCGCUUACAUUUCGCUUGCUAAGACAAGGAGGCCACUAUGUUAAAUCAGAUAUAUUUGACAGCUUGAUGUUUAACAAGAGAAAUUUUAGUGAAAAAUUUGGUGAGGAUGUGAAGAGUCUCAUUGCUAUGUAUGAAGCCUCCCAGCUAAGUAUUGAGGGAGAAGAUGAUCUCGACGAUAUAGGGCAUCUCAGUAGUGAGCUUCUUCAUGGAUGGCUAUCAAGUCACCAAAAUCACAGUGAUGCUCUAUAUGUUACAAACACUCUUCGAUAUCCACUUCACUAUGGCUUGUCAAGGUUAAUGGAAAAAAGCAUAUUCCUAAGUUAUUUGAAGGCCACUAAUGAAUGGACAUGUUUAGAAGAACUUGCUAAAAUCAAUUCCAGCAUAGUUAGGUUCAUGAAUCAGAAUGAAAUCAUUGAAGUUUCCAAAUGGUGGAAAGACCUUGAAAUGGCUAAGGAGCCAAAAUUUGCUCAUUAUCAACCACUGAAAUGGUACAUGUGGCCCAUGGUAUGCUUUACAGAUCCAAGUUUUUCAGACCAAAGGAUUGAGCUCACCAAAGUUAUCUCUCUAGUUUAUGUUAUUGAUGACAUUUUCGAUGUUUAUGGGACACUAGACCAGCUUACUCUAUUUGUAGACUUAGUUACAAGAUGGAAAUUGGCUGAUACAGAGGAACUUCCGGACUUCGUGAAAAUUUGUUUAAGUUUUAUUUACAAGAUUACCAAUGAUUUCGCUGAAAAGGUCUACAAAAAGCAUGGAUUGAACCCUAUCAAAACACUUAAAAAAUCGUGGAUACGAUAUCUAAAUUCUGCGUUGAAAGAUGCACAUUGGCUGAAUUCAGGUCACUUGCCAAAGGCAGAUGAGUACUUAAACAAUGGAAUUGUUAGCCCAGGAGUGCAUGUGGUACUUGUCCAUGCGUUCUUCCUCUUUGAUCACAUUCAAGAUGUAACUACGGAAACUAUUGCUAUUUUAGACGAUGGCUGUCCAAAUACCAUGUAUUCAGUAGCAAAAAUUCUCCGUCUUUCUGAUGAUUUGGAAGGAGCUAAGAGUGUAGAUCAAAACGGUCUUGAUGGGUCAUAUCUAGAUUGCUACAUGAAUGAACACCAAGAGAUUUCAGCUCAAGAGGCACAAAGACAUGUUGCUAACAUGAUUUCAAAUGAAUGGAAACGUCUCAAUCAAGAAAUCAUAACCCCGAAUCCAAUUUUUUCGUCAUCAUUUACCAAAUUUUGCCUUAAUGUUGCAAGAAUGGUUCCUCUCAUGUAUCACUACCAGAGUAAUCCAAGUCUUUCCAAUCUACAAGACCUUGUCAAGUCAUUGGUUAAUGUUAAUUAGUGCGAGGUUCAUUUAGUAACUUUCAAAUAUCAUGGUUUCUUGUUGAAUAAUUGAAUAAUUUGUAUCAAUUCAUGGAGAUAUAAACAGAAAGUGCUUUUACCAUCACUGUUGUAAGCAAUUUGUUUCACUAUUUGAUUUUAAUCUUUAAAUCCUUCUUAUGUAA
Molecule: messenger RNA, 1857 nt
Organism: Medicago truncatula (barrel medic)
Lineage: Eukaryota; Viridiplantae; Streptophyta; Magnoliopsida; Fabales; Fabaceae
Product: (3S,6E)-nerolidol synthase 1
Exons: 7
Coding region: 132-1694 (520 amino acids)
Biological process (GO): terpenoid biosynthetic process
Molecular function (GO): terpene synthase activity; magnesium ion binding
Source: RefSeq, a predicted model, not a curated record